CCUAGCAUUGGCCUUUGUUUUGGUACGCUCAUGCGUGCUUCGCUCGGUGUUGGCCUUUGGCCGGUGCCUAGCAUUGCCUUGGCUAGUGAUGGGCCGGUGUCCCAUGUUGGCUUGAUGAUUGGAAUUUGGCAUGCUUGCUCGUCCGCCCUCCUCGCCUAG
This is a messenger RNA of Dovyalis caffra, 159 nucleotides long. The record is from the annotation of a GenBank genome assembly. NCBI's taxonomy places the organism in Eukaryota, Viridiplantae, Streptophyta, Magnoliopsida, Malpighiales, Salicaceae.